AUGAAGCGCAUGUCGUCGUACGACACGGGGCCAGAGUCCUCAGAGCUGAGCUCGUUCAGCCUCAAGGGCAAGUCAUCAUUGAAGAAGAAGAGUGAGAAGGGCGAUAAGGACGUGAAAGAAAAACACGUAGAACACAGUAGCAGCGACGAGUUUAGUGACGAGAAAGAAACAACAAAAAAAAAUGAACACAAGAAGAAAAAUGAUCACAAGGAUAAAAAAGGCUCGCUGAAUAAUAAUACCCAAAAUAAAAAUGCAAAAGGUGGAAAACAGAAUAAUAAUCAAAAGAGCCCACUAGACAUGUACAAAAGCAAGUUAAAAUUUAUAACAGACAACAUGAUAAUUAUUGGUAUAAUCCUUUCCUUUAUGACUUUAAUAACGUUUAAAUAUUUGGAGGAGAAAUAUUCCAUGGAAAAAUAUUUAGAGGACGGCGACUCAUUUGAUUAUUACGAGGUGUUAAAAUGCAAAAGAGGAGACAGCAUAAAUAAGAUAAAAAAAAAUUACCGAGAUUUAUCAAAAAUGUAUCACCCAGAUAGUAACAAGGAUUGUAAGGAUUGUGAUAAAAAAUUUAGAGACAUUACUAAGGCAUAUAAAACUUUGUCUGAUCCCAGAUUGAAAAAGGCAUAUGAUCAUUCAAAAGGGAAGGUAUUAAAGUUGAUUGAGUCUAACAGUAUAAAUUUGACCAUGAGAAAUUUUAAAGAUUUGGUAGAAAAUUCAAAUGAUUAUUGGAUCAUUCAAAUUUAUUCAGACACAGAUAACCUCAGUUUGAAUUUUUCAAAAAUUUGGGAAGAGGCAUUUGACAAAUAUCAUGAGUACAUAUCCUUUGGACGUAUAAAUGUACUGACUGAUAGAAAAUUGGUGAAGAGUAAAAUACCUUUUAAUGUGAAGAUUUUUCCUACCAUUUUUAUUCUAGCUCCAGAUGGCACCUACCACUUAUAUUCAAACAUCUUUAAUGCUACUUCGAAAGAUUUCCAAUCUUAUAUUAUUAACAAUUAUCCUAACUUGAUAUAUAAUGUGCAAGAUUUUAAUAAGGAAUAUUCUGCCCUGGUGAAGAAAAAUGAAACUGUGAGUAAAAUUGGAUCCUCUCAUAUGGACAAAAAUAAUAAAGUGAUUCUUCUCUCUAACAAAAAUAGGUUAAGUCUUCAAGCAAAACACAUCACCUUCAAAUAUAAACACAUAUACACCACUUACACCAUCCGCUACAACGAAAUUGAACAUUUAACAAAUGAGCCUUUGAAAAAAGAAAUCAUUGACGCGCUCAAAGUGCUUAGUGUGAAAAAGAGUGAGUACAUUAAGGAAAAUGAAAAUAUUGAUUACUUCCUUUUGGUUAAUAAUAAAUCACAAGUGAAAAUUAUUAGAAGAAUUUCCUCCUCCAAUAUUAAAAAUGUAUAUAAAGAUGCCUUGAUGAAAAAUAUGGUUGAAAUUAACGCUAGCAAUGUGGACUCAGUUUGUUCUACUGUCGGGUCAAGACACACUUACUGCUACGUCACCAUCAUAGAUGAUCUCACAAAGGAAGAUACACUAACCACUUUGAAAAAAAUUUAUCAAAAUGUGAAUAAUUCUUAUGCUAGUUUUACGUCCAAGUUGGGGGCCGACGAAGUCGACAGUAGCAUGUUCAUUCAACCCGUGUAUUUACUAAAAUCAAGUAUGACAAAAAAUUUCUUCAAAUUUGUUAACGACAAGUCUAUUAGCACAUAUGACUCCUUCUUUAUGGACUACUCUUCGAAUACCUUCGCCACAGUCAACGAAAUAAAAAAUUUAAGUAACUACUCCCAGAAGAAGGAAGACAUUUCCUUCCUCUCCAAUAUUUACAAAGACAUGGAAAUUUUGACUUUUGAAAAAAUACCUAAGUAUUGCCUGCCCAUGGAAGUUAACUGUCUUUAUAACCCCAAGAAAACAUUGUCCUAUCGACUGUAUAACAUUUUCAAGAGGACCUCCCAAAUGCAGGUUAUCCUUUCCGCCGCCGUGGGCUUCUUCCUCUACCCUUCCUUUAAGCAGUACGGCAAGUUGAGUUACGCCUGCCUGGCCGCCUCCAUGGGUGCCACGCUCCUCGUUACCAACGUCAAGGAUUUUCUGCUCCUCCUCGCCAGUUAG
Messenger RNA from Plasmodium fragile, 2091 nucleotides. RefSeq lists its product as uncharacterized. The coding region runs from base 1 to 2091 and encodes 696 amino acids. The transcript has a single exon. The record is from RefSeq and is a predicted model, not a curated record. NCBI's taxonomy places the organism in Eukaryota, Apicomplexa, Aconoidasida, Haemosporida, Plasmodiidae.